ACGUUCAUUUUCCAACAUGAACUUUAUAACUAGUCUAGUAUUGACUUGACAAGUUAUCAUGGGAUACGUUGAUAACGAUAGUUUAAGAAAUCGAAACAACAUGGGAAAACCCACAUCAGUUUUGUAAUUGUAAUGGAAACAUAAUAGUAUUCGAGGAACGACCGGAAGGAAGAUUACGUGUAAAACAAUCUUGGAUAUGGCUCAUGUGACUGAUGGGUUGAGUUCGAGUGAAAACGAGGAUCGGAUGGCCCUUGUUAAAAGAUCGAUAUUACCAGUGAAAAGAGAGGGAUGUUUUCCUUUCAGUAGCAUCUUCCACGUGUUCCCUAGUUGUUUCCGAUCCAUUCAAUGUGCGUUCAGAUGGAUUGGAACACUAGGACUAGAUCAGAGGGACAUAUGUGGAAGAUGCAUUGACUUACAAGAUCGUCUAGAAGAAGGACAUCCACGAGAAAAUCAUGACCAACUUCAGAUUUUGCAGGAAAGAUAUGACCAACUUGAUGAGACAACGGAGAGACAGUUGGUAUCGCUACAAUCAAAAUACGAUAGCUUGUAUGAACACUACAUUGCUUUACAGAAACAUUCUGACUACCUGACGAGCAAAAUGGCCGAAGUGUCCGCCAACAGUGGAGAUCUAGAAUGCUUGAAUGAUCCCUUUGCCAACACAAAACUGGCUAAUGAAUUUGACAACAACAUUAGAAACAACCUUUGGAUAGAUCUAUGUGAGAAUAUCGUGGAUGAAAAGGGUGAUCACUCUGAAGUAGAAGUGCUCAGAAAACUUUCAAACAUGAUGCAGAGUAUUCAUGGGAUGUGUUAUGACAAGGCCGAUAACCAUAUUAGAGAGUUCCUCUUCCUUGACCCUGGUGAUGAUCUUCCCUUUUUGAAGAAUAACCUUGGCGUUUAUUCGACAAGGAAGAACAUUGCACAUAAUGAGACAGUUACAAACAAAAUCAAACUGGAAAUAAGGUCCUCCCUUCAACAAACAGAAGAUUAUCAGGAGUUGGUCAGAGACACCUCAUGCGAAGCUACCACGUCGUUACAGGAAUUCGUCGAGAAGUUCGCCUUAUAUUGUUGGCUCAUGACAGUGGCAACCCCUCGAAUGGUGCUGAGAUUUGAUGCUGUGGGCAGACCCUAUGAUGACAUCAAAGACCGUUAUGUAGAGUAUGCUACCCAAGAUGAAGUUGAAGAUGAGGUUCAGCCUGUUGGAACAGUGAAAUGCGUUGCAUGGCCAUCAGUUGAAUUGCAGGAUUUUGCCAAUAUUUGGAAGAAAGGGGAAGUGGUUGUGACGAAAUCUUAAUCUUUUAAAUUAUUUAAGAAUAACUGAAGGUGACGAUUAUGUUAUUGUUUUAUUUGACACAUAUUGGGGAAACCGUGGAAAAUGUAUUGGUUGAUGAUAACAUUUUAUCAUCAUCACUCCGGCUUGGGCAGAACUAUUUAUUUAACAAUUUGUGAAUUUACAGUUCAAACACAUCUUUAGCUGAUUUUGUGUGUGCGUAAAAAAAUGCUAAAGACAUUUUGAUUAAAACAAUUAAUUACA
Molecule: messenger RNA, 1531 nt
Organism: Mya arenaria
Lineage: Eukaryota; Metazoa; Mollusca; Bivalvia; Myida; Myidae
Exons: 9
Coding region: 197-1291 (364 amino acids)
Source: RefSeq, a predicted model, not a curated record